UCUCCAUGCUCUCGACUCUCCUCUCAGAGUCUCCACCAUCCUCCUCGCCUCCUAUCUCUGUUGCCGCUCUCACCACUCCCCCAGUGCCCCCAACAGCAACCACCACCACCACCGCAGCAACCACACACCUCGACGCCUGGCUGAAGCUGAACGGCUCGUGCCCGGUUUCCAGGAACUUGCCGCUGCCAACCCCGCUGUCCACGCCGCUCUCGGAGGUCGUUUCACUCUCGCAGUACGCCGUGGGUCGGAGGCGGAGUAGGUGAUAAGAUUUGAAUGGUGGGACUAUCUCUUGGAGAAAAGCACUUCAUACAGGGUGGUAUUGCUCAAGACCUUCGUUCUGAUGGUCGAAAGAGAUUAACUUACCGUCCUAUUUGUGUUGAAACUGGAUUUAUACCCCAGGCAAAUGGUUCAGCAAGAGUCAGGAUGGGGGCAACAAAUGUUAUUUCCAGUGUGAAGGCUGAACUUGGAAAGCCGAGUUCAUUGCAACCUGACAAAGGAAAGGUCACCAUAUAUGUUGACUGCAGUCCAACUGCAGAACCAAUGUUUGAGGGUAGAGGGGGUGAUGAGUUGUCAAUGGAACUCUCAGUUGCUCUUCAGCGUUGUCUCUUGGGUGGUAAAAGUGGAGCUGGGGCUGGAAUUGAUCUCUCAUCUCUAAUAGUUGUGGAGGGAAAAAUUUGCUGGGAUCUUUAUAUUGAUUGCCUUGUUAUUAGUUCAGAUGGGAAUCUGCUAGAUGCCCUAGGCGCUGCUAUUAAGGCUGCUUUGAGCAAUACAGGCAUUCCAAGGGUUAAUGUUGCAGUUGGUGCGUCAGGCGAUCAGCAACCAGAGGUUGAUAUUAGUGACGAAGAAUUUCUGCAGUUUGACACAUCAAACAUCCCUGUCAUCGUUACAUUAACAAAGGCGGGUAGGCACUAUAUUGUAGAUGCCACUUCAGAAGAGGAAUCCCAAAUGAACUCCGCCGUCUCUAUUUCAGUCAACAGGAAAGGACACAUUUGUGGGCUGACUAAACGAGGUGGUGCAGGCUUAGAUCCUAGCAUCAUUCUCGACAUGAUAUCUGUGGCAAAACAUGUCAGUGACCAGCUAAUAAACAAAUUAGAUUCUGAGAUUGCUGCCGCCGAAGCUGAUGAAGACGAAUCGUGACAUUGUUAUUAGCCCCUCUUCCCUCUUGACUGUUUUAAGAAGUCGUAGUUUUGAUAACUUAUCUAGGUGAUGAAGGUAGAAUGAAAUGUUGUACAAUUUGCAUUUUUUUUAAAAACUAUUGUCAGAUUUGUGCUA
Molecule: messenger RNA, 1272 nt
Organism: Corylus avellana
Lineage: Eukaryota; Viridiplantae; Streptophyta; Magnoliopsida; Fagales; Betulaceae
Product: 3'-5'-exoribonuclease family protein
Biological process (GO): nuclear polyadenylation-dependent rRNA catabolic process; U4 snRNA 3'-end processing; U1 snRNA 3'-end processing
Cellular component (GO): nuclear exosome (RNase complex); cytoplasmic exosome (RNase complex)
Molecular function (GO): mRNA 3'-UTR AU-rich region binding
Source: RefSeq, a predicted model, not a curated record